Messenger RNA from Acytostelium subglobosum LB1, 2064 nucleotides. RefSeq lists its product as hypothetical. The transcript is spliced from 6 exons. The record is from RefSeq and is a predicted model, not a curated record. Lineage: Eukaryota; Evosea; Eumycetozoa; Acytosteliales; Acytosteliaceae. Bases 1 to 2064 code for a protein of 687 amino acids. Gene Ontology annotation, molecular function: guanyl-nucleotide exchange factor activity. Gene Ontology annotation, biological process: vesicle-mediated transport. Gene Ontology annotation, cellular component: BLOC-3 complex.
AUGAAGUGUCUUAUAAUACUUGAUCCAGAGAAUAGUGAAUGCUUAUAUGUCGAACAUAAGAAUGAUAGUAUAAUAGCACCACAAUUCCAGACCAUCAUCAACUUUAUCAAACAGACCAUCGGACAACGACCUCAAUUCAUCAAUGCCGGCAAGAUAAAGAUUGUCUUCCAAUAUAAUGAUAAUAUACAUAUAUCUUUAAAGAGUUCACCAAAGGUAGAGUUACUUUGGUUUGUGUUGGUGUCGGAUGAUGAUGAUUCCGAGAGUUUAUUGAGAGCAAGGCUGAAUCUACUCAAUAAUCUUUAUUCGAUGGUACUUGGCAAUACAUUGAUAGACAGGAGGAAUAAGAAACAGGUGGAUAUGCGAGCGCUCAGGAGAAAGAUGUCACAGAUAUCCGCGACGGUCAAUGCAAUAUUCGAUGAGUCGCAGUCGGUGCUGUGUCAGGCCUACGAGACAUUGGACCUCAAUGAAAAGAUCAGACAGCGUUGUAUCAAGGACAUCACCGACCUGAUGGAACUAUUCCCCAAGGCCGUCUAUGCCAUCGUCUACGUUGGUCAGAAGCUCGUCACCUUCCACUGCAAGAAGAAGCCACAUCUCCAAAACAUGGAUCUAUUCCUACUAUCACUCUAUGCUCAGAUCCAACUCAAACCAAGAGAGAGAUUCGUGUUUAAGAUGGAGGAGAGAGAGGUGAGCACACCAUUAUCGAUCGCCAAUGAGAUAUCUCAGUUUGAGAAUGUGUCACCGAGGAAUGAUCAUGGUAGUGUAGAUAGCAUCAGUUCCCCGAUACAGAUUGGCGAAGAUGGAUUGAGUGGCGAGGACGACUUUGAGACUGCUCCAGAGGACUUUGACGAGAAUACCAUAUCCCUGGCCAAGUCCAUCAUCUCAUUGUUGGAUGACAUUGGAGGUUCAUCAAUGAACAAGUCAAUGAAACAAAAGAUAUCAUCAGAGUUCUUGAAGGAUGGAGUCAAGCAGAGUAGCUCAAGUGAUGUUGUUACAUUGCUCAAUCAUUUCUUGUUGGCCGUUGGAUUCUUGGACGAGAGCGCGCCAAAGGACUUGUACACUACAAUGACAGAGGACGCCGUCAAGAGAUUCCAGCGCGACAAUGAGCUGUCAGAGACUGGCGAGGCCGAUCCCCAGACCACCAAGCAACUCGUCAUCAAGACACCGUAUCUACAUCGUAAGAAGUCCCAGCCACCUCCACCAUCAAUCGAUCUCAGUCAAUCAUUCAAGGACAUUAGUUUGGGUGGUGGAAAGAGACCAGAGGACAGCCACAGCAGCAGCAGCACGAGCAGCAGUAGCACAGCCAACAAUGCAAAGAACAAUAUCAACAACAACAACAACAAUGUUGAGGUCGACGACUACAAGCUAUCUAAGUCAACCUUUGAGAAGAUAUACAUCAGGAACACAACUGGCACUCCCUUGUUUGCCUACUGUGCCGAGGUCCAGAAGAACAGUUUCCUGAUCCUGCUCAACAAAGAGAUGCACAAGGAGGACGAGGAGAAGGAAUUGGCAUUCUUGGAGAAGUCCAAACAGAUACUUUAUGACAAGUUGUUCAAACAGUUGGGAGGCUUCUUGUUGACAAAGGAACUGAGCAACUUGGUGAUAUCUCGAUUCAAUCAUAUUCCAGGCUUGGUGCACUUUAUCUUGAUCGACCGAUCAUACCACCGCAUCAAGGCUCCCAACAUCACACCACUCAAUGGCAACAAGUACCAGACGGCCAACGUCAACAUGAAGGAGCUGAUCCGCAAGAAGGUGUGGUCAAUGUACAGUUACUGCUACCAUCAGUUGGUCAAGAAGAACUUCACCUACCAGAUUCUCAAGGACAAGGACUUCCAGUACAGCUACAAGCUGUGGAUGGAUGACGACGAGAGCCAAGAGGUGGAGCGCGAGGCCACCUCGCCCACCUCCGAGAAGAUCUACCUGGACAGCAUCAAGAAGUACUAUCCACAGCCGGUCAAGUGCAUGGAGUUGCUGACACUGUAUGUCGGCAUGAUCCCAAUGUCCCUCAUCUACAAGAAUGAUCGUGUGUUGUGGGCGCUACUAUUUGACAAGGAGUCGGCAGAGUAA